Messenger RNA from Dioszegia hungarica, 2304 nucleotides. Its product is annotated as protein transport protein SEC23. Bases 1 to 2304 code for a protein of 767 amino acids. The record is from RefSeq and is a predicted model, not a curated record. The transcript is spliced from 9 exons. Gene Ontology annotation, molecular function: GTPase activator activity; zinc ion binding. Gene Ontology annotation, cellular component: COPII vesicle coat; endoplasmic reticulum exit site. Lineage: Eukaryota; Fungi; Basidiomycota; Tremellomycetes; Tremellales; Bulleribasidiaceae. Gene Ontology annotation, biological process: endoplasmic reticulum to Golgi vesicle-mediated transport; COPII-coated vesicle budding; COPII-coated vesicle cargo loading.
AUGGCGAGCAACGGUAACUUUGAGGACGUGGAGGAUCGGGAUGGUGUACGGUUCUCGUGGAACGCGUGGCCGUCCAGCCGGAUCGAGGCAACUCGGACCGUCGUGCCCAUCUCGGCUCUCUAUACGCCGCUGAAGGAACGCGAAGAUCUUCCGCCGGUCCUGUAUGAGCCUGUUACGUGUAAAGGGACGUGUAAGGCGAUUCUCAACCCGUACUGCCAAAUCGAUGUCCGAGGCAAAAUGUGGAUCUGCCCCUUCUGUCUCCAGCGCAACCCCUUCCCCCCGCACUACAAGGACAUCUCAGCCAACAACCUGCCCCCAGAGCUUCUCCCCAAAUAUACCACUAUCGAAUAUACGCUGUCGCGUCCUGCGCAGAUCCCGCCCAUCUUCCUCUUUGUCGUCGAUACCUGCGUGGACGAGGAUGAACUCAAGGCUCUCCGUGAGACCUUGGUCGUCAGCUUGAGCCACUUGCCGCCUAAUGCUCUCGUCGGGUUGAUCACUUUCGGCACUAUGGCAAUGGUCCACGACCUCUCCUCUGCGGACUUCCCCAAAUCCUACGUCUUCCGCGGAUCGAAGGACUACCAAUCUAAGCAAAUCGCCGACAUGCUCGGUCUCAACCCCGCCAGCUCUUCGCGACCCAUGCAGCCGAUGCGUCCGGGCCAGCCUAUGCCUGCACCGGCAGCGAGCCGGUUCUUGCUGCCCGUCCAGGCGUGCGAGUUCCAGCUCACCAACAUCCUCGAGGGGCUGCAGAGGGACCCAUGGCCCGUCGAGCAGGAUAAGCGGCCGUUGCGGUGUACCGGUGUAGCCCUGGGAGUGGCGACUGCUAUUCUCGAGUCGGCGUUCCCGAACACCGGAGCGAGGAUCAUGCUCUUUGCGGGCGGUCCGGCGACAGAGGGACCGGGUAUGGUUGUCAGCCCAGAGCUGCGCGAGCCGAUUCGGUCCCACCACGAUAUCGACCGAGACAGCGUCAAGCACUUCAAGAAGGCCACAAGACAUUACGAAGCCCUAUCGAAGCGUGCUUCAGCCAACGGCCACGCGAUCGACAUCUACGCUGGUUGUUUGGACCAAGUCGGUCUGCUCGAGAUGAAAUCUCUCACGAACGCUACCAACGGCUUCAUGAUCAUUUCCGACUCGUUCAUUACUGCCAUCUUCAAGCAGAGUUUCCUGCGGACACUGGUCAAGGACGAUCAAGGGUAUCUGAAGAUGGGCUUCAACGGUACUUUCGAAGUCUUGACCACCAAAGAACUCAAAAUCUCCGGUGUCAUCGGCCACGUCAUCUCCGCCAACAAGAAAUCCCCCUCUGUCGGCGAGACCGAGAUCGGGAUCGGCCAAACGUCCGCCUGGAAGAUCUGCUCCCUCACCCCCAAAACCUCCCUCGCCGUCUACUUUGAAGUUGUCACGCCCGCCGGCCAGCCGAUGGGUCAGAACCAAUCCGGCCUCAUCCAAUUCGUCACCCACUACCAGCACUCGUCUGGUCAAUACCGGCUUCGGGUGACCACCAUCGCCCGCACGUUCCAGGAGGGCGGACAUCCCUCGAUCGCUCAGUCUUUCGACCAGGAAGCGGCGGCGGUCCUGAUGGCGCGUAUCGCGGUUUUCAAGGCGGAGAUUGAUGAUUCACCCGAUGUGCUGCGGUGGUUGGACAGGAUGUUGAUUCGGCUGUGUCAGAAGUUCGCCGAAUAUAGGAAGGAGGAUCCGACGAGUUUCCAACUGGGUCCCAACUUUUCGAUUUAUCCUCAGUUCAUGUUCCAUCUGAGGAGGAGUCAGUUCCUGCAGGUGUUCAACAACUCGCCAGAUGAGACUGCAUUCUACCGCCACAUUCUGAACGACGCCGACGUCAACAACUCCCUCAUCAUGAUUCAACCCACUCUUGAAUCGUACGGAUUCGACUCGGACCCCCACCCCGUCCUCCUCGACUCAGUCUCUAUCCGGCCCGACGUCAUCCUCCUCCUCGACACCUUCUUCCACAUCCUCAUCUUCCACGGCGAAACCAUCGCCCAGUGGCGCAAAGCCAACUACCAAGAGCAGGAGGGGUACGAAAACUUCAAGGAGCUCCUCGAGCGCCCGAUCGAGGCUGCACAGGAACUCCUCGAAGACCGUAACCCGAUCCCGCGGUAUGUCGUUACGGACCAAGGAGGGAGUCAGGCGCGGUUCCUCUUGAGCAAGUUGAACCCGAGUACGACGCAUAUGAGCGGAAGCAACUAUGGGGGCGGAGGACAGCAGGGGCAGGCGAUCUUUACGGAUGAUGUCAGUCUGCAGGUGUUUAUGGAGCAUUUGAAGCGAUUGGCGGUGGGAGCUUCCACGAGCUAG